This is a messenger RNA of Rotaria socialis, 378 nucleotides long. NCBI's taxonomy places the organism in Eukaryota, Metazoa, Rotifera, Eurotatoria, Philodinida, Philodinidae. The record is from the annotation of a GenBank genome assembly.
AUGGGGGAUUUUAAAGCAAUUGGCAAAGCUUUCAUCGAUUUCUACUACAAUAAAUUUGAUACAGGUCCACGAGAAUGUGUAGCUGCACUCUUCGAACCUGUUAAUGGCAUGCUGUGUUUCAAUAAUCCAGAUUUUGCUAAAGGUGCUCAAGAAAUAGCAGACAAAUUACGUUCACUUACAUUUCAAACAAUAACUCAUAGUAUAUCAACAAUGGAUAUUCAACCAACUUAUGAUAAUUGUAUUCUAAUUGUUGUUACUGGUUCUCUUAAAGCCGACAAUGAUCCACCAAUGCAGUUUACUGAAACAUUUUUGUUACGUUGUAUUAAUAAUUCAUGGCUUGUCAUUAACAAUGUCUUUCGGCUUAUACUUCAAGGUUAA